Molecule: messenger RNA, 2204 nt
Organism: Engraulis encrasicolus (European anchovy)
Lineage: Eukaryota; Metazoa; Chordata; Actinopteri; Clupeiformes; Engraulidae
Product: solute carrier family 22 member 7-like
Exons: 11
Coding region: 72-1676 (534 amino acids)
Biological process (GO): transmembrane transport
Cellular component (GO): membrane
Molecular function (GO): transmembrane transporter activity
Source: RefSeq, a predicted model, not a curated record
UGAAGGGCACUUCAGCUGCAUCGAAACUGAGUUUGUGGCCUUGAAGGCAUAUUCAAUACUUUGGUGGCAGGAUGAAGUUUGAGGAUGUUCUUUUGGAAGUCAAUGGUUUCGGACGAUACCAGGCGCUCAUCUUGACCCUUAGCUUUCUUGGCCGUUUCAGUUUACCAUGUCAUUUCAUGUUAAACAAUUUUAUAGCAGCUAUUCCAUCACAUCAUUGCGACAUCAAUGGUCUGGACACCGAUGGUGCCUUCGCCAAUCUCACUGCUGAGCAGAGGCGGACUGCCAGUAUCCCAUUAGAACAAGAUGGAGAACCCUCAUCCUGUCUGAUGUUUUCCGAGCCCCAGUUCCACCUGCUGUCCAACUCCUCCAACACCACCGACCUUCCUGCUGCUGAGCUGUGCCAGAAUGGAUGGGUAUUUGACAACAGCACUUUCAAAAGCACUCUUGCCUCAGAGUGGGACUUGGUGUGUAAGAACAAAGGCUUGAACAAAGCCACAGCCACCAUUUUCUUCAUAGGAGUCAUGUUUGGAGCUUUGACUUUUGGGAGCCUCAGUGACAGGUAUGGAAGGAGGAAUAUGCUGCUUGUCUCCUACAUAUUGGGGAUGGUCUUUGGAUUGAUCAGUGCCUUUUCUACCUCCUACAUAAUGUUUGCUGUGCUGCGGUUCCUCACUGGCUUCGGUAUCACUGGCAUACCCAUUGUCUCCUCUGUGCUAGUUGUGGAGUGGGUCGACAUUGAACACAGAAAAUUGGUGGGUGUUGUGGACAGCUUAUCAUGGACAUUUGGGCAUCUCACUUUCCCCCUCAUCGCCUAUUGCAUCAGAGACUGGAGGUGGCUUACCAUUGCUGUGACGUGUCCAGUCAUUCCAGCCAUAAUAUCCUGGUGGUGGGUUCCAGAAUCCGCCAGAUGGUUAAUUGCCACGGGGCAGCUGGAGAAGGCCCAGUAUUAUCUGCAUAAAUGUGCCAGAAUGAACCAGAGAGAGGCGACCUCCACUAAACCUGAGAACCUUGCCUUGAUUGUACAGCCUGACAAGAGUGGAAGGAAGUACACUUUCUUGGAUCUAGUGAGGACACCAAAAAUGAGACAACUGUCAAUAUUGACAGGCCUUACAUGGUUUGGGGUUGCUUCAACAACCUAUGGAAUCCGUUUUAACAUCACAGGAUUCGGAGUAGACAUGUACCUCACGCAGUUCAUAUAUGCCGCCAUUGAUCUUCCUGCGAAAUUCUUGGUGUACUACCUGCUGGAAAAGUUUGGUCGCCGCAAAACUGAAGUAGGAUCUCUCUUUCUGACGGGUGUCUGUCUUGGUAUUAACAUAUUUGUUCCCAAAGCUCAUGCAGCGGCACGGACCAUAGUAGCAACUCUGGCUAAAGGCUUCUGUGGCGUGUCUUUUGGCACAGUGGUUCUCUACUCCUCGGAGCUGUACCCUACAGUAAUCAGGCAAAAUGGGAUGGGCUACAACUCCUCCAUGGGUCGACUAGGAGUGGCAGUAGCUCCCUUGAUCCUGCUCCUGGAUGAUAUCUGGGCCAGUCUUCCUCAGGUGGUCUUGUGCUCUAUUGCCAUUCUGACCAGUCUGAUUGCCAAUUUCCUGCCAGAGACCCGGGGCAAGUGCCUACCAGAGACCAUUGAAGACAUUGAAAGACCCAAGGUACUCGUGUCAGAGACUAAUGAAAAGGUGUGACACAAUUGGAUUUCCAGUUACCAAGAUGGAAGGAACAACUUGCGAAUAAUCUUCAAUAAAUGUUCAAUUUGCUGGCAUGCUACACUGAACUACUUCCACAUUGACUGAUUUGUCCAUAGGAUGAACCUUUGUGGCAAAUGCUCUGCUAAUUGCAAUGUUACGUCUUUACUGUACUUUGGUGAGGACAGUCAGGGACUGCCCGUUUUUCCGAAGCUCUUUUGUUCCGACCUCCCAAUAAUCUGACAAUUUCUUCAAAAUUUCGUAAGAGCUUCUCGAUUUGUUGUUUCACUGACAUGUAAUUUUGAAAUGUAAUGGAGGCAAACAACUGCACAUACAGCAGCAAAGGAGUCUGAAGAGAUAAUCCUUGUACUGACGUUUCCUCACCAAAAUAAUGGGAUAACAUUGCAGGGUGUUAUUUCAGAACUAGAACACAUUGAAUGUUGACGUUGCUGAACGCAGCCAGAUGAUGUAAAUCAGGUUACAUUGAACGACCUUGAUGCAUGAAAUGUGCUAUAAACCAUACCUGUA